Messenger RNA from Pochonia chlamydosporia 170, 1506 nucleotides. Its product is annotated as arrestin (or S-antigen) domain-containing protein. Bases 1 to 1506 code for a protein of 501 amino acids. NCBI's taxonomy places the organism in Eukaryota, Fungi, Ascomycota, Sordariomycetes, Hypocreales, Clavicipitaceae. The record is from RefSeq and is a predicted model, not a curated record. The transcript has a single exon.
AUGCCCCACCUCGUCGCCAACUUCCUUCGCAGUUCCUCCGGCAACAUCUCGCAUAUCAAGAAGUCGGCCAUCUCACGAUCUCGAAACAACUCCCGCAACAACUCGCGGAACAACUCCAUCAGCGCAAGCCCCUACGCCUCCGACUCCGAGGACCAUGCUCCGCACUCCGUCAAGAUGCCCGAGCUGGGAGACGCCUUGAAGAAGCACCGUCUGGGGCUGCACUUUGGUCGCUCCUCCAAGCACGAGGGCCAUUCUGCGUUCCAUUCGGCUUCUGCUGCUCCCGCCGUGAAUGCCCCUGCUGUUAUGGACUGGAGCGUGGAGAGCCCCCCCAUUGUGUUUUACGGUACGCCUGAGGAGAGCACCGGCGCAUUGGUCUCGGGGCUCAUGUAUAUCGACGUCAAUGAGGAGGCGAUCGAUGUGGAGGCAUUCAACGCCAGCUUGAGCAUGCACGUUACGCAAAAGAAACCGUUUCAGGGCCACUGCGCAGAAUGCCAGACCAAGGUUACCGAGUUGAAGAGCUGGCAGUUUUUGGCGCAUCCCACUACUCUGCGUCGGGGGAGGCAUCAGUUCCCGUUUUCGACCCUUCUUGACGGGACGCUGCCUGCGUCGAUGGACUCGCCCAUCGUGUCUAUUUCGUAUCACUUUAAGGCAGAGGCCGUGGCUGUUCGAGGUCCCUCGUCGACAUCGUGCCUGCCGAUCAAGUUUGAGCGCACGCUGGAUGUGAAGCGGUCUCUGCCGGAGCCAUUGUAUCCUCACCACUCAGUUCGCGUGUUCCCUCCCACAAACAUCAAGGCUUCUGCGCACUACAACGCUGUUAUUCACCCCACUGGUAGCAACACUGUCACCCUGAAGCUGGACGGUCUCAUGACACACAACGAAAAGGUCAAGACUGUCGACUUGUGGAAGCUGCGCAAACUUACUUGGAAGCUGGAGGAGACCAUCAAGACAACCUCCCCAGCCUGCGAAAAGCACACUCCGGCACCUACUGGUGAUGAAGAACCGAAGAAGGGCAUUGUCCGCACUGAGACCCGUACCCUCGGUGAGAAGCAGCUCCACGAGGGCUGGAAAUCCGACUACACUGGCAAUGACGGCACCGUCGACUUUGAAUUCGACUACCUCGUCAACCAGAUCAGGGCACACUCCAAAGAGCCCAAGUACGCCUGCGACAUGAAAACGGCGGAAGGCACCGAAGUUACUCACGCGCUGCACCUCGAGUUGAUCGUCUCUAAGGAAUAUGCCGCCGAGGGCAAGACGCAUCUCUCCCAGCAGACUGGCACUGGCAGAAUUCUGCGCAUGCACUUUGCCGUCAAUCUGACAGAGUAUCCUGGCCUCGGUGUAAGCUGGGACAACGAAGCCCCUCCCGUCUACCAAGAUGUACCGCCUAGCCCGCCUGGUUAUCCUGUUGAGCCGCCGAUCGAGUAUGACGAUCUGGAGGAGCUGGAUGCCCUGCGAACGGGCUCGGAGCCUGGUUCACGACGACACAGUGAAUCUGGACGGUCAGCGUGA